AUGAGCAGUCAGGGCAGCAGCAGCAGCAGCAGCAGCAGCAGCAGCAAGGGAAGUGGCCAGCAUGCUGACACUCCUCCCCCUCGUCACGCCCCCGGACCCAAGCUGCAGGUGCAGCGCUCCCUCUCUCGCGACACCAUCACCAUCCACUUCUCUGCACUGGGGAAGGAGGAAGACGAUGAGGAAGAGGAGCUUUAUGGGUUACCUGUUGGAGAUAAAUCAGUGCUGGAUGGUGCAGAUGGACUUCAAGGUGUAGAAGCUUCAGGGGCAGACGACCAGUCUGUCGCCACGGGCUUGGAGGCAAAAGAGGAGCUGCUGUUUGAAUCGGCAGGAGUGGAGGCGCUCUCUGGAGCUGCUGUGCUCCCUAUUUCAUCCACCACUCUGCCCGUGCAACCCUCAGACCCUCACCCAUACACACCGUCUGCAGCCAUGACUAUUAUCCCCACCUCCGCCCACUCCCACCUGAGCUCCAGCCCACCUGCCAGCUCCUCCUGGCCCUCUGACCGACCCACAGCUAAUCCUCCAUCCACAAGCUCCACCUCAUCCUCCCCUUGUAAGUCUGCAGCGCUGUCGUCCUCCAAGCCUUUUCUCAGCCUGGUCAGGUCUCUGUCCAAUGACGUUGAAUCUCGAGAAUCCACACCCGCCCCCACCACUGUUGCACCAUCUCAUGCACGCCACCGACACUUAAUGAAAUCUUUUGUUAAGUCUCUGUCCACAGACACCUCAAAGGCCGAACAUCAGGAAGGGCCUCUUCAUCAUUAUCUUCAUCAGCAGCAGCAGCAAACACAGCCAUCCCAUCGGCCUCCGCCUCGCAACAUGCAGCUCUUCAAGCAGUUUUCCCAGCCUCGUUUAUCCUCCAGCCCCGUCAUUGUCACUCAAGCAGGCGGAGACUCCAAAACAGCCCCUUCCUCCCCCAUCAUGUCCCCAGAUGGUAGGUCUUUCUUCAAGGUGCAAGAAGUGGAGGCCAAGAUAGAAGACACCAGGCGGCGGCUGUCGGAGGUGAUGUCAGAUCCCCUGCAGCUUUUUAGUAAGAUCAUGGGAGAUGAGUCCGGCGCGGGAGCGUGUGGAAGCGCCGCUCAUCGCGCCAAAUCGCUGUCCUCCAGUGCGUCAGAGCUCAGCGGAGUGGCGGCGGUAAACGGACAUGCAGAAGGUAACAACAACUACAGCAUCAAAGAGGAGGAAGGGCCAGAAGGGGAUGAAGAAGAAGAAACACCCACGGGCAAAGGCCCAGACUCUGUUUUUUUCUCCUUCCCAUCAAUGGCUCCGGCUCCAGCCUUCGCCCAGGCCUCCUCAUCCACUUUCCACAAGUCUCCAUCUCUAACUCUGGGCCGAUGCUCCAUGUCAGCCCUGGUAGCUCGACAGGAAGACGAGGACUUCUGUGAGCUGUACAGUGAAGACUUUGAUUUAUGUACUGACACAGAGACACCGGAUGGGGAUCGUCCCGGGUCCCGGCAGCCCCAUACUGGUAGCACUGGUGUGUGUAGUGAACUCGAUACGGAGGAAGAGGAGAAAGCGGAGGAGGAGGUGGACACUGUGCCUGUGACUGCCCUCGUCUUCUUAACACAGUUGGUGUACUGGUACUUAGUCCUUCCAGUGCCGCCCAGUGUGUGUGCAGUGGCGCAUGGGAUAGCAGCUGGGUUCAUGUUGGCCUUGCUGGUCCUCUGGCUGUCCUCUUCUCGACGCUCCUCAUCAGGCACGAGAAGAGGGAGGGGAAGGAUAGGGGCCUGGAAUGUGGCCCAAUUGGAUAUAAAAGAACCAGGAAUAUUCAAGGGCUGGAUGAAUGAGAUCCACAGCUACGACCCAGAGAUGUACCACGCCACCUUGACCCACUCUGUUUACGUCCGGCUGGAGGGCUCCGUCCUGCGACUGUCCAAGCCCAACCGGAACAUCUCCCGCCGGGCCGCACACAACGAGCCUAAACCCGACGUCACCUACAUCAGCCAGAAGAUUUAUGACCUGACUGACAGCAAGAUCUACCUGAUGCCCCAGAGCUUGGCUAGGAAGAGAGUUUGGAAUAAAAAAUACCCUAUUUGCAUUGAGUUGGCCAAGCAGGAGGAUUUCAUGUCCAAGGCCCAGGGAGAGAGGCCCGAAGCUACGGAGGACAAAUUAACAGGGCAGGGUGAAAAGCUAGAACGAAUGGACAAAGGUGAGAAAGCUGAAGGAUCCGCAUCGACAGAGGAACCCAAAAGACCAGCCUCUGGAGGAGGGGAUCUGACAAUCUACCUGUUUGGGAGGACGGGUCGGGAAAAGGAGGAGUGGUUCCGGAGAUUACUUCUAGCUUCCCGAAUGAAGUCAGAAGGGAGAGGUGGCAGCCUGUCUGGCAUCUGCAAGAGUGCCUUCCUGCCCUCGCACAGCCGCAGUAGCAGCACCCAAUCUGGUGGAGGCCUGGAGGCUGACAGCAGGAGCAGCAGCCGGGGAAGCAUGGAGGAGCUCUCGCAGUCUCGUCACAGAGAUGCCUCCUCUUCUGUCUCCUGUGGGUCUACUGCAGGCAUGAAGCAGAAGAUGCUGUUGGACUAUAACGUCUACAUGGCCAAAUAUGUCAACCCCCAAGUACAGCCGAGAAGCCCAACUGCCACUGACAGCCCUGGGAACAGUCCUGAGAGCAGCCCCAAAACUACCAAAAAGUUACGCAGAAGUUCGGAGGAGACCAUGGAGCCUGAGGCCUGGGUCAAUGCUUUUCUGGGGAGAAUAUUCUGGGACUUCCUGGGAGAGAAGUACUGGGCCAAUGUAGUCUCCAAAAAGAUCCAAAUGAAGCUCAGUAAAAUCAGGCUGCCAUAUGUAAUGAAUGAGCUGACUUUGACAGAGCUAGACAUGGGCUUUUCCAUCCCUAAGAUCCUCCAUGCCUCCAAACCCUCUGUGGACCACCAAGGUCUGUGGUUUGACCUGGAGAUCUCCUACACAGGCUCCUUCCUCAUGACACUAGAGACCAAGAUGAACCUGGCCCGCCUGGGAAAGGAGGGCGAGGGGCUCGGGGAGCAUGGGAAAGAGUGGCCCAGGCCACGGACAUACUGUCUGGCAGACAGCGAUGAGGAGUCAUCGAGUGCGGGCUCAUCGGAUGAGGAGGAUCCCCCAGAACUCCUCAGUGACAAACCCAUUCUGCCUGGAGGCGAGGGCUAUGUGGGAGGCCACAGGCCCAGCAAGAUCAUGCGCUUUGUGGACAAGAUAGCCAAGUCGAAGUACUUCCAGAAAGCCACAGAGACGGAGUUCAUCAAGAAGAAGAUGGAGGAGGUGUCCAACACACCCCUGCUCCUCACCGUGGAGGUGCAAGAGUGCCGCGGGACACUCGCUGUCAACAUCCCACCCCCCCCCACGGACAGGAUCUGGUAUGGUUUCCGGAGUCCGCCUCACCUGGAGCUGAAAGCGCGGCCUAAACUCGGUGAGAGGGAGGUCACUCUAGGUCACGUGACUGAGUGGAUUGAGAAGAAACUGGACCAGGAGUUCCAGAAAAUAUUUGUGAUGCCAAACAUGGAUGACAUAUGGCUACCCAUAAUGCACUCUGCCAUGGACACGCGUUCAAAUGCCAACUUGGUUACUGUGACAAAUGAUGCCUUGAAGGACCCAGAACCUGAAGACUCUGAGGUCUCCGACAUGUGAAGACUGCUGGUCAAAGCGUAACGCUGAUGGACGUCUUAUCACCGUGGCAAUAUGACAAUUCCCCGCCCAACUCUGAAACCGCGGGUGCAGCAAUGGGCCAGGCCAACUCUCCAAUAUUUUUAUCCAUAUCCCAGUCCCAUUGUCGCACCCGUCACCCGUGGCCAUUCAUGAAGCGCACUCACAAAACAGGAAGCGCUGGCGAGCUCAUUAUCUUCUGUGGCCACAAAAAGCAGGAGAAUGAGAGAGUUGUGACUCGUAGAUUGUCAUCCAAUCACACAGUUUUAUUCGUGUGACAUCAAAUAUUACAAUUCAUUCUCUGACGAAAUACAACACACGGGGCAUGUCGAGACUGUUUUAACAAAUGUGUGUGGUGGUGGAUCGACAAAUAGCCAUCUGAUUCAACCAGAAGAACCAUAAUACCUGUGAUGUACAGCUGCACCAAACAUGAUAGUUGUACAGUGUAAACUUUUUGUGCAACCUUUCUAAUCAAGCGGUUUAUCCUGGCUCUAACUCUAGGAGCACUUUGAGGCCACUGAGUGAGGGAAUUAUCCUAAAAUUUGGAGAUGACUUUGCUGAAAUCCCCCGCGUCUAUUGAUAUACAUUUCACAGGGAUAUCAAGACUCAUCAAUUACCCAUCCACACUGCUGCCUGUGCCAGCCGCCUGGCACUUAUAUGCAAACAGAUCAAUGGCGCUGUGUCCAUCGAUGAUAUUAAGGUCAGUUUAAAUCCAGUAUGGACACUAUAGUAACGUACGGCCUGUGUGCUUUUUACUGUGUGGUAGGGAUUAGAGCUAAAACUGACUUUAGUGGGGAGUGUUAAAAUAUAUCAGCAAACACAGCAGCUAAACAUUGCCUAGGUCUGAUGAAUGUAUAAGUAUAAAUAGGAAUGCAGCUCCAUAGCUCAUUCGAGGAAUAGCUCAUUCACUGAUGACGUGCUUCUGCGCAACAAGCUUCAAGACUUCUUUUCAUGUUACAUUCAGAGUUGAGCAAAAGUAAUAACUUUCUGUUUUUCUUGCCAAAGCAAUCUUUGUCGUUUCCUGUCUAAAGGGAACUGUGUGAGGUGAACAGUGACAAAUAAGCAAUUGGAUAAUUAACCUGUGUUCCUACUGAGGCCACUCCAGUGAUGUACAGUUGAAGUUUGGGUAACUGUAGCUGGAAAUUCAGAGAAAUAAUCUGAGGGGAGUGAUUUUCUUUUCUUUUUUCUUUGAGGGGGCUGCAGGAGACUGAAACCCUUUCAUUGACAGGGUAAUACAAUAACUUACUAUUUUAUUUGAAUAAAUAACAUACUGGAUAUUAGCCAUAUUAUUUAAUGUUUUCAGCAGACAUCUAGCUAAUGAAUGCUUGUUUAUUUUGUUGAAUUAUUUAUUGGUUUGCUUUUCUUCCUGUACUGUACACCUUAAAAAGGAAUAACACCAACAAAUUAGAACAACAAAUUUGUAAUCUGCCAAGACAUCCGGCUGCUUUACAGGUGACUUUUACUUUACAUGUUUUACGUUAAAAUAUGUGUUGGCAAAGUGUACGAGGCAGAAAGUGCCUUUAAAAUAAACAUUCCUCCAUUGUGAGCCACCACAUUCGUUGCAUCAGUUGAGGAUAAAGAGAUAAAAGUCUUUGUGCCAUUACUUGUGUCUGUUAAGACAUGACCUUUGUUUUCACAGGUUUCGGUGUUGUUCAUUUUCACAGUGAUGAAAAUAUCAAACAUUGCUGUUGUGUUCAGUGAUGUCACAGAAUGUUAUGGUUCUGAUCGUUGUGGAUCAAUAAAACCUUUUGCUUGGACAGAAUUGCUGCAUCUUUGUGGCUGUGACAGAAAGGCAUCCAUAUGUGUAUACCACACCAAUUCCAUUAGUUUUAUUAACUUUUUGGGCUGUAACAAGAAUUUCCAUUAUCAAUUAAUCUUGCAAUUAUCCAAUUAUUAAAUUAAAGGCCAAAGAAUCUCAAUUUUACAAUAAUAUUUAAAAAAAAAAAAAAAAGUCACUCACUUUUUGGAGUUUGGGAUUUUUGCUCAUCGUAAAAUAGCCGGUUCA
Molecule: messenger RNA, 5611 nt
Organism: Seriola dumerili (greater amberjack)
Lineage: Eukaryota; Metazoa; Chordata; Actinopteri; Carangiformes; Carangidae
Gene: tex2
Product: testis-expressed protein 2-like
Exons: 11
Coding region: 1-3591 (1196 amino acids)
Cellular component (GO): endoplasmic reticulum
Molecular function (GO): lipid binding
Source: RefSeq, a predicted model, not a curated record